Molecule: messenger RNA, 2150 nt
Organism: Phragmites australis (common reed)
Lineage: Eukaryota; Viridiplantae; Streptophyta; Magnoliopsida; Poales; Poaceae
Product: E3 ubiquitin-protein ligase WAV3-like
Exons: 3
Coding region: 292-1857 (521 amino acids)
Molecular function (GO): zinc ion binding
Source: RefSeq, a predicted model, not a curated record
CAACUCUGCUCACCUCGCCUCAGACUCUGAGAGAAGAGAGGGAGAAAGUGUGAGAGAGAAAGGAGAAAGAGUGGGAACUGGGGAGCGACAAAGCCAUACCUUGCCGACCUUGCUCCAUGUACAAAGCCCACAAGGCAACCAGGCGGUAGCGUUUACACCUCCACCUUGCAGAGUCUAGGACUGCAAGUGAGAGAAGAGAGAAGUAGGAGAGAGAAGCAGGGGCGGGGGGGGGAGUGAGGGAGAGAUUAUGGUGGUGUAGGGCUGAGUGGGAAGGGAAGCGAGAGGGAGCAAAUGGUGGGGGUAUGCGCCGGUGGCGACGGCAGCGAAGGGACGCUCGCGAGGUGGCGAAGGGCGGCCGCCAAGCGGAUCGGCCUCUCCUGCGCAUCCUUCUUCUCCUACGCCGCCUCUCCCUCCCCGCCUUCCAAGACUAUCUCAUGCUCAGCAGUGAAUGCGCCUGCAGAGGGCAGUGAUGGAGAACAACAAAAGCUGGAGGAGCCCACCAGCACCAGAAUGGCUGACAAGAAUCUAUGUGCAAUAUGUUUGGAGCUCCUCAGCAGCAGCAGCAGCAGUGACGUUGACAAUGGUGAGAGGCCAGCUAUCUUCACAGCGCAAUGCUCCCACUCUUUCCACUUCCUAUGCAUCGCCUCCAACAUUCGGCAUGGCAAUGUCACAUGCCCUAUCUGCCGUGCACAAUGGUCUGAGCUGCCACGUGACCUGAAGGUUCCGCCAUUGCUGCACAACCAGUCGGAUCCAAUCCUCCGCAUCCUUGAUGACAACAUUGCGACCUCCCGUGUUAACAGAAGAUCCUCCAUCCGUGCUGCCCGCUACAACGAUGAUGACCCCAUUGAGCCAUACACUUUGACUGAGCAUGUGGACCCAUGUCUUCGCUUCACCCUUAUUCCGGCUCCAGUGGCAGCUCACCAUUACCCCUGUGGACGCUUAUUGCCACUACAACAGCACUGCCAAUACAGCAGCUCCUCCAUGCUUUCACCACCACAGAUUGCUUCACCAAGCAGGCAAAGGCGUGCUUACCUAUCUGUCAGUCUUGCUCCGCAGCCAGCCAUGGACCUGGUUCUUGUUGCCAGCCCUAACGGGCCGCAUCUAAGGCUCUUGAAGCAAGCAAUGGCACUUGUUGUCUUCUCCAUGCGGGCAAUUGACCGGUUAGCCAUUGUCACGAAUGCCACCACCGCAACCCGUGCUUUCCCCCUGCGUCGGAUGACAUCCCAUGGGAAGAGAAUGGCAUUGCAGGUCAUUGAACACCUCUGCUGUGUUGGUGGAACUGAUCCAGUAGGGGCUUUACAUAAGGGCCUGAAGAUAUUGGAGGACCGGGCACAUCAGAACCCGAGCAACUGCAUCCUCCACUUAUCUGACCAUCCAGUGCGCAGCUGUGUUGGGGUGGACAUGAACCAUUCCACCCCGGUUCACCAGUUUCAUGUUGGGCUUGGUUUUGGAGUACAGAGUGGCUUUAUCAUGCAUGAGUUUGAGGAACUCCUGGCACGGUUGCUUGGCGGUGUCAUAGGCGACACCCAGCUGAGGAUAGGGGAGCAUGGGGGAAUGGUGAGGCUUGGAGAGCUGAGGGGUGGCGAGGAGAGAAGGAUCCCUCUCGGCAUUGUAGCAGAUUGUGGCUUCGUACUGGUUGGUUUCAGUUACUUGGAGGGUGGACGAGAGGACCAGUUGAGGACAGGUGAAAUCGCUGUGGGAUUUGAGGAAAAAGGCGACAGCCGGUACUGCGGGAUGAGAGAUAUCGGGCCGAGCAUCGGUGGCGAGAGGAGGAGCUGCUGUGCUGACAGGCGUGACUACCAUGACCCUUUCAUUGCGCGACGCUGGGCGAAGCAUUUCAAUGUGUACAGGGCCUGAGUAAGGAGGCCUGCCUGAUGAUGAUUGAUGAGCUGCAAAAUACGACUUGCUGGUUUCUUUUUUAAAAAUUCCUGCAAGCCAUUUUAUUGUGGUGUCUGUUUCUGUCUUUUGUUGUGGAUCCGAAUCCCUGUAAGAGUCUUGUUUCCAUCGAAAUGUGUGCAGAGGUUUUCUGUCAACCCCGUCAGUUUGUGUGAAUCAGAAUGUGAAACAGACCAUACUGGAAAAGAAAAAAUGGCAGUAUUGGAGUUUGAUAGUAAUGAAUGUUAGGAAGCCAUUUUAUUUGCAUCGUUGUA